Messenger RNA from Bemisia tabaci, 1019 nucleotides. NCBI's taxonomy places the organism in Eukaryota, Metazoa, Arthropoda, Insecta, Hemiptera, Aleyrodidae. The record is from RefSeq and is a predicted model, not a curated record.
CUCUCGUCUCGCGGUGAGUGGAUUCCUGGAGCCCAGGAGAUCGCGUCAUCACCCUCCAGUUAACUUGUUGGUCCUCCGAUGCCGGUUUGCAUCGCGUCCUCAUCACACGUGUGAAUUCUUUCGUCAUCCUGUCAUCCCCUCGAAACCACCCCCGAACUGCGAGUUGCCCAGUCUAUAUCCCGCUCUGGGAAUUUUCACAUGUUGCCCGUAACCUAAUAAAAAAUCCCCGCGAUAGCCGUAUCCCCGUCGAACGAGUGAGAACCCUGCCGGGCAAUGGGGCUGUCCCUGGUGCGCCGCCGGAAAACUCCGGGUCGAGUCAUCCGCGUUAAGAAAAAACGCGCGUUCCGCGAGUGAAAGUGCGCGAUUCUCUGAGAAUUUCCUCAUGUGUGUUUCAUGUGUUUAAUAUCCUAGUGUCUGUGUUCAUAGUUCCUACUACGGUUGUUAAUAUGAUAGUGCAUUGUGCCCUCGUGUGUAUCAUCAGUUUGGCAAACGGAUUAUCACUACACAAUAAGCAGGAUGACUACCGGUACGAAGUGGCAGAGUGGCCAGGUGUGUUCCCUGCGCUGUUCAACGUGGCCGCGCGGGCGAGUAUUUGGACGAACGCGACGUGCGGGGAGCACGGGGCUGAGAGCUACUGCAAGAUGGAGGCGCGAGGCCAGACGCAAUGCGCCCUCUGCGACGCCCGGAGCCCGGACCCGGGCAAGCGCCACCCGAUCAAGAACGUCCUGGACGCCAAGCCCACCUGGUGGCAGAGCCCCACCCUCCAGGAGGGCCCCCAGUACGAGGCUGUCACCAUCACCCUCGAUUUCAAACAGGUACUACCACCACGCCCACAGACUAAUCAAAAUUUCCUCCUAGGCAAAGUCGGCAAACCCAACGGGGAGAAGACUGAUGAGUUCCGGAAAAUUAUGCCAAAAUAUGCCAACAGAAGGCGGCCAGUCCCACCCCCCGGCAAGACCAGAGGGAUCAACCUGGUCACCCAAGCACCCAACACACGCGAGAAUCAGGCAUGCUCGAUG